AUGGCAGCUGGAGAGUCCCCUCCCGUAGGAGAUGUCUUCAUCGACUUGCAGCAGGGCAGAGAUCAUGCAGAGAAAGCUUCUCCUGGUGCCGAGGACGAUGAGGACUUGGAUAAGACUUUGUCAAUCGAGAGAUUUGGGGACCUGAUAAGCAAGUCAGCAUCAAGCAGUCUGGAGAAGCAAAGUCGCAGCUACAGUGAGAGAGAUUUUGAAUUCCACCGCCAAACCUCGCACCACAUCCAUCAUCCCCUUUCCACUCACCUCCCUUCUGCCCUCAAGUUCCAAAAGAGGCCCCCCCGUGCCAGCAGGAGGAAAAAAAGGAAGAGGAAAAAGAAGAAAACCUCGGUACCCCCCUCAGAGGUUACCCCCACCAUCCAAGAAGAGGACGAGGAGGGAGGAGAAGAGGAGGAAGAAGACGAAGAAGAAGAAGAGGAAGAAGGAGAAUCUGAAGCAGAGGAGGUCCAGGAGAAAGAAGUCUCUGCAGAGUCUGAGAGCAAAGCUUGUGGGAAGGACACAUCCCCUAAGCUGGAGCCCCCAAGCAAACCAAAGUUUACUGUCGGCAGCGAUGAGGAGGACUGCAGCAGCACUCUGGCUCCUGCGCAGUUCCACGUGGAGGAGGAGUGUGGCAUCCUGUCCCCUGUGCCACGCUUUGCUGACCUGCUGCAGGACAAGGGCCCUGCCUCCCUCCGCAGCCCUCCAGGGCCUCGAGAAUGUCUGUCACGCGGGUGGGAGAAGCGCAAGCCCUGGGGCCAGGUGGCAAGUGGACAACGGGUUACCUAUGACUUAAAGGAGAGGAUGUGCAUCGGCAGCAUGACCACGCUGGAGAGUGCAGCAUACCAGCGUGUCCCCACGGAUGAGGCCGAGGCCCAGAUGUUGGCAUCUGCUGACUUGGAUGGCAUGAAAAGCCACCGUUUUGAAGAUAACCCUGGUGUUAGGAGGCAUCUAAUGAAAAAACCAUCUCGGAGUCAGAUCACCAGGACAAGUAAAAAAUUAGCAUCAACUCCAUCUGUCAAGAAAAAGAAGAAGAAGAAGUUGGAUAGAAAACCCCAUGAGGUGUUUGUGGAGCUGAAUGAGCUGGUGGUGGAUAAGAACCAGGAGAUGCACUGGAGGGAGACAGCCCGCUGGAUCAAGUUUGAGGAGGAUGUGGAGGAAGAUACAGCAAGGUGGGGGAAACCCCAUGUGGCUUCGCUGUCCUUCCGCAGUCUGUUGGAGCUCAGGAAGACGAUUGCCCAUGGUGCUGUCCUCCUUGACCUGGAGCAGACAACUCUACCUGGCAUUGCUCACCUUAUGGUGGAGACCAUGAUCAUCUCUGACCAGAUCAGAGCAGAAGAUCGAGCCAAUGUGCUGCGUGCCCUGCUACUGAAGCACAGCCACCCCAAUGAUGAGAAAGAUGGCUUCUUCCCAAGGAACCACUCCAGCUCCAGCAUGAACUCCAUCGUGGGGAACCACCACCACAACCACACCACAGACACUUGUGUGCCUCUCAUGGGGGAAGAGCGCAUCGAGAUGGCUGACCCCAAGGCCAACGAGACUGAGUGCAAAGAGAAAAACCUGCAUCUCCAUAACUCAGAGGGCCACCGUAAAUACCUGAAACUGAUGGAGAAGAUCCCUGAAGAUGCGGAGGCCACAGUGGUCCUUGUGGGUUGUGUGCAGUUCCUGGAGCAGCCAACUAUGGCCUUCGUCCGACUAAAUGAGGCUGUCUUUCUGGAAUCUGUCUUGGAGGUCCCAAUUCCUGUCAGAUUCAUCUUUGUGCUGCUGGGACCAAGCCAGGCCAACAUGGACUACCAUGAAAUUGGCCGCUCAAUUUCCACCCUCAUGUCCGACAAGCAUUUCCAUGAGGCUGCAUACAUGGCAGAUGACCGUCAAGACCUCCUCAACGCAAUCAAUGAGUUCUUGGACUGCAGCAUUGUCAUACCCCCAUCAGAGGUGGAGGGGAAAGACUUGCUCAAAUCCAUUGCCACCUUCCAGAAGUUGCUGCUGAGGAAGAGGAAGGAGAGGGAGCAGAAGUCAAUGAAGGAAGGGACCAUUCAGGAAGCCAAAGAGCUGUGUGAAAUGAAAGCUGAGGAAGAAGAGGAGGAAGCUGAGGACGACCCUUUGAAACGGACCGGGAUAUUUUUUGGAGGUCUGGUUCGGGACAUAAAGCGCAGGUACCCCAAAUACCUCAGUGACAUCAGAGACGCCUUGCACAGCCAGUGUCUCGCAGCCGUUCUCUUCAUCUACUUUGCUGCUCUCUCUCCUGCCAUCACCUUCGGGGGACUCCUAGGAGAGAAAACGGAGGGUCUCAUGGGUGUCUCCGAGCUGAUAAUCUCCACCUCGGUUUUAGGGAUCCUAUUCUCCCUGCUUGGAGCCCAGCCACUUCUGGUCAUUGGCUUCUCAGGGCCUCUGCUGGUGUUUGAAGAAGCUUUUUACAAGUUCUGCCAGACACAAGGCAUUGAAUAUCUGACAGGUAGAGUGUGGAUUGGUUUCUGGCUCAUCGUCUUCAUCUUCAUUAUCGUGGCAGCUGAGGGAAGCUUCUUGGUGCGCUACAUCUCGCCCUUCACCCAGGAGAUCUUUGCUUUCCUCAUCUCCCUCAUCUUUAUCUACGAGACCUUCUACAAACUGUACAAGGUGUUUGCAGAACAUCCUCUUCUGAAGUUCUACCCACCAGACGUGCAGAGCAGCCUGAAUGCCAGCAUGCUCUCUGCAGAUGCGAUGUCACUGGGAACCAGGAUGCAGCCCAACACGGCUCUCCUCUCCCUCAUCCUCAUGCUAGGCACCUUCUUCAUUGCCUUCUUUAUGCGCAAGUUCAAGAACAGCCGUUUCUUAGGAGGAAAGGCUCGGCGGAUCAUUGGAGACUUUGGUAUCCCCAUCUCCAUCCUGGUCAUGGUGCUAGUGGAUUACACCAUCACUGACACAUACACGCAGAAGCUGAAUGUUCCCUCUGGCCUGUCGGUCACAUCUCCUCACAAGCGUGGCUGGUUCAUCCACCCUAUGGGCAGCAGUGGGACCUUUCCGCUGUGGAUGAUGUUUGCCUCUGCCAUCCCUGCCCUCUUGGUCUUCAUUCUUAUCUUCAUGGAGACACAGAUCACCACGCUGAUUGUUAGCAAGAAGGAGAGAAAGUUGCUGAAAGGCUCUGGCUUCCACCUGGACCUUCUGCUCAUUGGCACUAUGGGGGGGCUUUGUGCACUCUUUGGGCUGCCCUGGCUGACUGCAGCAACAGUGCGCUCUGUCACCCACGUCAAUGCCCUGACUGUCAUGAGCAAGGCCAUUGCACCAGGAGAGAAGCCCAGAAUCAAGGAGGUGAAGGAGCAGCGUGUGACUGGAGUGCUUAUUGCUGUCCUCGUUGGUCUGUCCAUUGUGAUGGGAAACAUGCUGCGGCAGAUCCCACUGGCUGUGCUCUUCGGCAUAUUCCUCUACAUGGGGGUUACGUCGCUCACUGGCAUCCAGCUCUAUGAGCGGCUGCUUCUGAUAUUCAUGCCAUCCAAGCACCAUCCUGACCACAUCUAUGUUGUCAAGGUGAAGACCUGGAGAAUGAAUCUCUUCACUUGCAUUCAACUGGCCUGCAUUGUGCUGCUGUGGGUGGUGAAAUCCACAGUGGCAUCCCUGGCCUUCCCCUUCGUCCUGAUCAUGACAGUGCCAUUGCGACGUUUCGUGCUGCCCCGUUUCUUCCACGACAGGGAGCUCAAAGCGUUGGACUCAGAGGAUGCAGAGCCAAACUUCGAUGAGGAUGGCCGGGACGAGUACAAUGAGCUGCACAUGCCUGUGUGA
Molecule: messenger RNA, 3744 nt
Organism: Acanthisitta chloris (rifleman)
Lineage: Eukaryota; Metazoa; Chordata; Aves; Passeriformes; Acanthisittidae
Gene: SLC4A3
Product: solute carrier family 4 (anion exchanger), member 3
Exons: 22
Coding region: 1-3744 (1247 amino acids)
Biological process (GO): monoatomic anion transport; regulation of intracellular pH; bicarbonate transport
Cellular component (GO): plasma membrane
Molecular function (GO): solute:inorganic anion antiporter activity; monoatomic anion transmembrane transporter activity
Source: RefSeq, a predicted model, not a curated record